This is a messenger RNA of Glycine soja, 330 nucleotides long. RefSeq lists its product as uncharacterized. The record is from RefSeq and is a predicted model, not a curated record. The coding region runs from base 1 to 330 and encodes 109 amino acids. NCBI's taxonomy places the organism in Eukaryota, Viridiplantae, Streptophyta, Magnoliopsida, Fabales, Fabaceae. The transcript has 2 exons.
AUGCCUCAUCCCAUAGCAGCUGAAGGCGCUCAAGUCAUGCCAGUGGACGAAGGGUCUCAAAAUCAAGCCCUGACCGUCUACCAAUCCAGCCUGGACAAAGAAUUUGACAUAGAUCCACGAGACGACACCUCCGACAGAGGCCCGAAACCCAUGGAAGAGAUUGCCCAACUUGAAUUCGGACCUAAACCAGGAGCAUGCCCCAAAGACGUGUACCCUUUCCCCAGCAUCGACAGGUUGGUUGAUGGAGCAUUUGGGUUCCAGGUGUUAAGCUUCUUAGACGCCUACUUCGGAUACAAUCAGAUUAGAAUGCAUCCUCCAGACAAGGAGUAA